AUGCUACGGGUAACCUUUUACAGGGCCAUCUUAAAUCUAUUGGUUGCAUCGCUGCUCUUGUCCCCAACUGGAAGCGGCGAUGACAACCUGAGACUGAAAACCGAAAUUCUUGCGGCUAUCUUGGUUCUGCUAAACUUCAACAUCAUCGUGUUUGUGUCAGUAACACAGGUAUUCUACGAGCAAACCACCACUCCAGAUCAGACAUCUGAUAUACCAUCGGAACAUGCGAUUGCGGACUACACCACUGAGCCAUCCAACUCCAGCUGCAGUUCAUAUGAGUGGGCAUGCCACUACUACGGUCAAUGUAUUCAAGACUACCAAAGAUGCAACGGAUACUCGGACUGCUACCAUGGCGAAGAUGAAUACUACUGUAACGGAAACACCGUUGCUCCCACUGUAGACGUCAAUCCACCCUCCUUCGUGAUACGAUUAGUGAAUGGCAGCACCAUCUAUGAAGGCAGAGUAGAGGUGUUUGUCAACGGUUCCUGGGGAACGGCUUGUAGCCAUUCCUGGGACAUGAACGAGGCCCAAGUCAUCUGCAGACAGCUUGGAUAUGGACCAGCCAUUAAUGCCACGGGUUACGCUACCUAUGGCCCGGGUGUUGGUCCUAUUCACCUUGUACAUGUCUACUGCAACGGUUCGGAAAGCUCAAUUUUCGACUGCACAUCCAAUUACUCUGAACACUGCUCUCACAGUGAAGAUGCUGGUGUUGAAUGCUCAGCUCCGAUUCGUCUAGUUAAUGGAAGCUCUUCUAACGAGGGUCGAGUUGAGGUCCUCUACCAAGGCGAGUGGGGUACAGUUUGCGAUGAUUAUUGGGGCAUUCAUAAUGCUGGUGUUGUCUGUCGCAUGCUUGGUUACCACUCUGCAUCCAAUGCUUGGAGCAACGCUCACUUCGGUCAAGGAUCAGGUCCGAUCAUGCUAGACAAUGUCAACUGCCAAGGAUAUGAAUCUAGCAUAGCUGAAUGCAAUCAUGCUGGCUGGCUUAGCCAUAACUGCCUGCAUAAUGAGGACGCCGGAGUUACUUGUAACAGUGCUCCAGUUCGUUUCGUGAAUGGAAGCUCUUCUUACGAGGGUCAAGUUGAGGUCUUCUACCAAGGCGAGUGGGGUACAGUCUGCGAUGAUGGAUGGGACCUUAAUAAUGCUGAUGUCGUCUGUCGCAUGCUUGGUUACCCUUCUGCAUCCAACGCUUGGAGCGGCGCUCACUUCGGUCAAGGAUCAGGUCCGAUCAUGCUAGACAAUGUUAACUGCCAAGGAUAUGAAUCUAGCAUAGCUGAAUGCAAUCAUGCUGGCUGGUUUAGCCAUAACUGUGGGCAUAAUGAGGACGCAGGAGUUACUUGUAACAGUGACUCUACCACUGAACCACCCUACUCCGGCUGCAGUUCAUAUGAGUGGCAAUGCUACUACAACGGUCAAUGUAUUCAAGACUACCAAAGAUGCAACGGUUACACUGACUGCUAC
Molecule: messenger RNA, 1458 nt
Organism: Patiria miniata (bat star)
Lineage: Eukaryota; Metazoa; Echinodermata; Asteroidea; Valvatida; Asterinidae
Product: deleted in malignant brain tumors 1 protein-like
Exons: 7
Cellular component (GO): membrane
Molecular function (GO): protein binding
Source: RefSeq, a predicted model, not a curated record